Trachymyrmex cornetzi is the source of this 1284-nucleotide messenger RNA. Its product is annotated as THAP domain-containing protein 6-like. The record is from RefSeq and is a predicted model, not a curated record. NCBI's taxonomy places the organism in Eukaryota, Metazoa, Arthropoda, Insecta, Hymenoptera, Formicidae. Bases 275 to 1213 code for a protein of 312 amino acids. The transcript has 4 exons.
AGACAUAAUAACGUAUUAUACCUUGUGUCUUACACAACUAACUUACUACUAACCAGGGGUUACAAUCUCCUAUUGUUCUUCGUGUACCAUAGAGACCCUAUAAUAAGAGUCUGGUCACGACUCGGUUUCGUCAAAAUCCCGCGAGAGAGAAAGAGAUAGUGUCUCUCUCUCUAGCUCAGUCUUGACGCGUCUCUAACCUAACUUUACACCUUUACGUUGACGAGGUGGACGGAAUCAGACGGAAUUAAGCACGUGUGUUCAAAAUUAUUAAAAAAUGGUUGGUUGUGCAGCUCCGUUUUGUAAUAAUUCCUCCACUAAAGGUUAUACCAUGAAAGUAUUUCCCAGAAAUGCUGAACGUCGUGCCUUAUGGGCAAAACAUGUGGGACAAAUGAAUUCGACGCCAACGAACAAUUCAUAUCUCUGCGAGGUACAUUUUGCUCCAGAGAUGUGGGACGAAAAAGCUAAAAAACGAAAAUUGAAACCAGAUGCAGUUCCAACCAUAUUUGGAUUUUUUCUAAAAAAGAAAAAGCCAGUGGAAACUGAAAAUAAUACAACACAAGUAGUAACAGAUACAAUAAAUAAUAAUACAAAUUAUAAUGAAUCAGAUCAUUGUAUCGAUUCUAUUCAAUUGGAUCAACGUAUUAGUGAAAUUCAAGAGCAGGAAUGUCAGGUAAUUAAUGAUGCCACUGGAUCUAAUGAAAAAGAAGAACAACGAAAUAAGAAAUUAGAAGAGAUUAUUCGAAAACAACAACUAAACAUAAUUCGAAUGCGAAAAACAAUGAAAAGUUUGAGAUUUACUAUACAUAUAUUGAAACAUAAAGACAAUAAUGAUAAAUAUAAAAAAGCUUUAUAUUCAGUUUUUACUGAUUGUCAAGUUAAAGCUUUGUUCACUAAAAAACAAAGCGUUCAAACAUGUUCACAUAAGACAAUUGAACGUGCUUUGCAAUUAAAAUUUGUUUGUGGCUAUAACGGAUAUGAAGAACUUAUUCGUCAAGGAAUUCCACUUCCGAGUCUACGAACAUUACGGCGAAAAGUAGAAGAUUUUAAGUUCGAACCUGGAAUUUCAGAAGAAAUGUUUGACUUUUUAAAAAAUAAGAAACCUGCUUUUAAAAAUGAGACUGAUCUGGAAUGUGGAUUAAUAUUUGACGAAAUGUCCAUUACGUCAAAAAAGUCUUAUAAUCCUUCAACUGGAUCGUUCAUAGAUAAUCAAUAAAACUGAAGAAAUAGGUUACCAUGUAAAUUUCAUAAUAUCAGAUAUGGGAUCUGGAAAUACUGCAUUGUGGA